Caenorhabditis auriculariae is the source of this 6340-nucleotide messenger RNA. NCBI's taxonomy places the organism in Eukaryota, Metazoa, Nematoda, Chromadorea, Rhabditida, Rhabditidae. The record is from the annotation of a GenBank genome assembly.
AUGCUCAAGGUAACGGGAGUGGAGGGCCUCGUCAAGGUCCAUUUGGCCUCGUAUGUUUGCCGUUGUGAGCGCAGUCCGGUCGGAGCUCACAUCGAUCGAUCCAGGCGGUUGCGCGGGGUGAGCGCGCUUCGGGAAACGCUCACAGCGACGCCGGCGACGUUUUUCCCACGCACAUACACAACAACUUUCUCUCGGCUCUCUUCUGGACCGCACGCUCUCUCGCUUUGGUCGACUUCAUUUCGAAGUCCCUGGUUAGGUCUCCUGACAACUCACUUAAGAGAUCACUUGCGAGUUUCUAUUCUUGUCGAGUUCAAUUAUACUUUGAAGAUGCUUAUUAGGUCUCGAGACACUUCCCUUGAGUGGUCACUUGAAGAUUUCUGUUCUUGUCGAGUUCCAUUACACUUUAAAGUUGCUUAUUAGGUCACGGGACACUUCCCUUAAGGGAUCACUUGCGGAUUUCUAUUCUUGUCGAUUUGGACUGGUUGGGCCUUCUAUUACUCCCUUAAGGGAUCCUUUCCGAUUCUCUACACUCGUCGAAUUCAACUACAUUUCGAAGUCACUGUUUUGGUCACCCGACACGUCCCUUAAGGGAUCACUUGCGAAUUUUUAUUCAUGUCGAUUGCGACUGGGUGGGCCUUCUGACACUUCCCUUGAGUGAUCACUUAAGAAUUUCUAUUCUUGUCGUGUUCAACUUCACUUUGAAGUCACUGGUUAGGUCACCUGACACUUCCCUUAAGUGACCCCUUCCAAAUAUUUAUUCCUGUUAAGACUUUCUCUGACCGAUUGGAGCUGGGAACAAUAAAAAAAAGUUUUCGACUUGUUUCUGGACUAAAAAAAGGAUACUCCCCUUAAGAGAUCACCUUGAAACGUUCCCAUGCGCAGAUACACUUUUCUAGGCUCUCUCGCUCUGGUCGAAUUCAUUUCUCUCCCCUUAAGGGAUCACUUGCGGAUUUCUAUUCUUGUCGAGUUUGACUGGUUUUGCCUUCUGUUACUUCCUUAAGUGAUCACUUGCGAAUUUCUAUUUUUUGUGAUGUUCCGUGAAGAUUGGACCUGUAAACGUUAGAAAACUGUAAUUUCCUCUUCUUCAGGGAUCACUUGAGACUUGGUUUUAGACUUCCUGCUCUACUAAUAUUCAUGAGGUUUCACUUAAGAGGUCACUUCAAAUUUGCUUGAAUCUCUUCUAAACCCCACACUCUCUUGCCUUCACUUCGAAGUUACUGGUUAGGUCGCCUGACACUCCCCUUAAGGGAUCACUUGCGUCCCAUGGCUGUCAGAGUCUCUCCUGAACAAAAAACACUAAAGUAACCAUUCCAAAGUCCCCCUAAAGAGGUCACUUAUCGGGUCACUCUCCUGAAUGGCUUGUCUGGUUGGAUAAUUCCCAUGGCUGUCAGAAUGUCUCUUGAACGAAAACCCUCAAGUAAUCCCUUCGAAAGCGCCCUAAAGUGGUCACUCUCCUGAAUGACUUGUCCCCUCAAGUAACCCCUCCAAACCCUCCCUUAAGAGGUCACUUACCGAGUCACUCUCCUGAAUGACUUGUCUGGAGAUGCGAAAUUUUGUUACAAUGGCACUGAUGGCCAGUUGUUCGACGGGGCCGCCACUCCGUCCAGCUGUCAAUCUUUUCCGAGACUCCGCCCGCCGCUGGCGAUAAUCAAUCGAUAAUCAGCCACUGAUUUGACCUAUUUUAUCAGUCUUCCCAGGCCUCUUUUACCUGUCGGAAAGGGUUUCGGCCACUUUUUGGAGUUUGAUUUCUUCUGAAGAACUUAUUUUUGACUUCAGAUUAUUGAAAAGUCCUAAAAAGCAUGUUAAAAAUCGAUAAUCAGCCGCUGAUUCGACCCAUUUUUUCGGGAUUUCUUGUCUUUUUUGUCUUCCCAGAUCUCUUAUAGCGUUCAGAAAAGCUUUUGGCUACUUUUAGAAGUUUUAUUUCUUUUGAAGAACUCAUUUUUGACAUCAAAUUAUUGAAAAAUUCUAUAAGAACUCUUAAAAAGUCUGUUAAAAAGUCGAUAAUCAGCUGAUUUCAACUGUCUUUGGGAUUAUUAGUCUUUUCAAACCUUUUCAACCGUUUAGAAACGUUUCGGGCCACUUUUUGAAGUUUAAUUUCUUCUGUAGAACUCAUUUUUUUUGAAGUCAGGUUAUUGAAAAAGUUCUUUUAAAAAGUCCUAAAAAGCAUGUUAUCAAUCGAUAAUCCGCUUAUUUAACCUAUUUCUUCAGGAUUUCUUGUUUUUUCAGGCCUUUUUAACCGUUCAGAAACGUUUUUAGUCACUUUUUGAAGUUUAAUUUCUUCUGAAGAACUCAUUUUUGACAUCAGAUUAACGAAAAGUUUCAUGACAAUUUCUAAAAAAAUGAUUUUUAUCAAUCGAUAAUUAGCCGCUGAUUUGACCUUAUUCAUCAGGAUUUCUGGUCUUAUUCUGGUUUUCCAACCUCUUUUAUCAUUCAGGAAAGUUUUUGAGCACCUUUUGAAGUUUCAUUUUUUCUGAAAAUCUAUUUUUAAAGUCAGAUUAUCGAAAAAUUCUCUAAAAACUCCCAAAAAGCAUGUUAAAAGUCGAUAAUCAUCCGCUUAUUUGACCUAUUUCACCAGGAUUUCUUGUCUUAUUCUGUUUUUGCAACCUCUUUUAUCAUUUAGGAAAGUUUUUGAGCCCUUUUUGAAGCUGUAUUUUGCUCAAGAAUACAUUUUAAAAAUAAAAUAAUGAACAAUUUUUGUAAGGAACUCCUGACACGGAUGUUACCAAUCGGUAAUCAGCCGCUGAUUUGACCUAUUUUAUCAGGAUUUCUUGCUUCCCAGAUCUCUUUUACCGUUCGGAAAGGCUACUUUUUUGUUAAAUGAGAAGUUUUGGCUAGUAUUAUAUAUUUUUUUGCGGAAAUUGAGUGAUAAGCUGCUGAUUAGACCUAUUUUAAAAUACUUUUGUCUUUUCUUGUCGGUUUUUUAGACCUUUUUGACGUUGAAAAUCCACUUUUUUCUUCUUUUUUUUUUUCAAAAUUCAUUUUUUUCAGAAGUGAAUAAUGAAAGUGUACUUGAUUCGACUUAUUUUACCAUCGAUAUUUUGAAUUUUUGGCUUUUUUCAGACUUUUCAACAGUUCAGACAGAUUUUGAUCAAUUUUUAUGUUGAAUUUCCUUUUUUUUAAUUUCAAAAUUUGUAGGCCAGAUGUGCAGUAGAUGGAAUGGAUGAAAAUAUCAUCCAAUAUUAUAUCGGAAAUGUUUGUCAUUUUGCUUCUCCCAACGCUUUGUUUUCCGUCCAAACGCCUUUUUUGAAGUAACAUUGUUUCAGAAUUCCUGUACUUUUGAGACCAGUUUUCACACUUUUACUCAUCUUUACGGUCUAAAUAUUGCUUCAUUUCAUCUUCAAGCUUAAAAUGCUUAUCUAAAACCUCAUUCGAGUGAUAAGAUCAGUUGACAAGCGCCCAACUCACCUAAUUCGACCCCAUUGGACAAUAUUUUUCCCUUUUUUCAUCCUUUUUAUUCAAUUGUAUUCUUUAUUCGCGGUCUUUAUCGUCAUUCUCAUAUUCGUGAAGAUCAAAACCCUAUCUUUCAGCAAAAAAAUACGGUAGCUUGACCGAUUUCGGCACUCACGGCGCGGUGCGUUCACACCAAAAACGCCGAACCUCACGCGCAACUUGGCGCUGCUUAUUUUUCGACCGAAGUUUCGAUAUUUAAAUCACUCGCUUGAUCAUGAGCUCCGGCUCAGUCGAUACCAAGUCCGCGGCUGUGAGUACCGUAGCUUUUAGCGAUGGAGCAUGCUUUCUUCUUCUAGUUUUAGUCUCGGCAUGAUUUUUUCUUUAGAAAAAAAGAAGAUUUAACAGUUGUCGUGUUGUGACUCUUUAACUUUCUAUUUUCCGCUUCGUUCAGUAUUUUCCUCUCAUUUUUCUUGUUACAAUCUGGUUUUGUAGUUUGAACUAUUUUGAGUUUCGUUGCUUGCGAGCGGUCGCGUCGCGGUUUUAUCCCUUUUUUCAACAAAAGUUCUCUUGAUUUUUAAAUUGAGUCAUAGUUUCCAGUACAAGAUUCUUCAUAGAAACACCUGCAAUUUUUUUUUUUUGAUUAUUAUACGAGGAAAACUCCAGUGAUCACUAAAGCGGUCUCUCAAGGGCUACUUGGAGUGGACACUGAAGGGAUCACCCCUAUAAAAGCCACUUUUUGCGUCUUAGUGGCCACUGUAGUAGUUUUUAGAGUCUAGUAGGACUACAUAGACUUUUAAAGAAAAAAACAUUUUUGAGUCACUUAAGUGGCCACGAACUCGACCACUAUAGUGGCAACUAAAACCUCGAAACCCUCAAGUGGCCACUAAAAUCUUUUUCAAAAAACUUUUUGGUUGGAAAAUAGGUUUUUCUUGAACUUCUCGACAAACUCAAACAGAAAAAUUGUGAGAAAAUCUAUUUACUUUCACCGUUUCGUGUGUUCCAAGAGGACUUUUGUAGCCUGUAGAUUUCAAGAAAAUUCUUAUUUUUCGAUGGGAAUUUCAAAAUUGAAGGCUGGGAAACUAGAUAUUUGAUUAAAAUAAAAAAUUUUUUUUUACUCACCAGGGAAUGGUCUCCGGUCGCAGUGGAAUCUCUCAAUGAGAACAAUUUUUCCAGAUGUAGUUUUUCACGCUGAUCUCAAAUCUGGUCUCAAAAACUGCCGAAGAGCUCUGUGAAAAAAGUUAUGGACCCUCAAAAGUCGAAAAUUUCAGUGUCUCCGAUUGAGCUCAUUUUUGGAGGGUAUAUAGACCUUGUCCCUCUGGUCAAGAAAAACCAUUGAAGUUUUCACAAAAAAAUUUCGGAGCCCAGAUAUGAUCUUUCAAAGCCCCGCCUCACACAAGAGCUUGCGAGCGCGGUGUCCUAUUGCGAUCCGGCGACCGUCGAAGCAACGGCAGCAAGGAGCAGUGGUAAGGCGGCGGACUGGGGAUCACGAGGUCAUAGGUUCGGUGCCCACUCUGUGCAAACUUUUUUUGCAUUUUUUUCUAUUUUUCUAUGAUUUCGUUUAAGGGCUCCUAUUUUUGAGUUUUUGAGGCGUAUAAACAUGAAAAUUCUUCGUUUUAAGCCUAUUCGAACAUCUAGAAUUAUUUUUCGUCAAAAAAAUUUUUUUCAUCGAAUUUUUUUCGAGAUUUUUUUCAUGUAUGAGCAUGGGCUGGAGUGAGAAAAAUUUUUCAGAAAAAAAUUUUUUUGUUUUUUCAUUUUUUUGUUCCUAAAAAGAUUUAUAAGUUUAAUUAGUCAUAGAUACGCCGACAUAUCCCACAGAAAAAUUUUUUUCCUGGCUUUUUUAGACCUCACCGUUCAACUACGACUUCCUAAGAAAAAAAAAUAAAUCCGCAUUUUUUCAAAUUUUUGCUGAAACUUCCAAAGAAAUCCCUUCUGAUUGAUACAUAACACAAUUGGGACCAAAAUCCCACAAAUAAUUCGUUCUAAUGGAACUUGUGAAAGUUCACAGUCCAGUCAGACUUUUUUUCGAGAGAAAAUUUCGAGGAAAGAAAAGAAAUUUUUUUAUUCAACAAUAAAUUUUUGUUUUUUUGCGCACUCUCAUUUUUUUCUACUUCGGGAAAGUCGCGCAAAAACUUUUUUUCAGGCAUAAGGUGAGGAUCAUAGGUAAAUCACUGCAACUCUCAAAGAAGUUUUUUUGGAAGAAAAAAAAUUACUGUGGUUUUUUUUUGGUGUAUGAAUGAAUAAAUGGACUAAAAAACUUUAAAUAAAAUUAAAAAAAAGAAAAAGAACCAAAAAAAAUUUUUUGAAAAUUUUCCUCACUCGAGCCUAUACUCAUACACAUGGAAAAUAACGAAAAAUUACAUCAAGAAAUUUUUGACAAAAAAAGGCCCAGGUGUUUGAAUAGUUUAAAAACGGAGAACUUUCACAGUUUAACGCUUCAAAACUCGAAAAAGAGCACUUACGCAAAAAUUUUCCGAAACUUCCAUCCGUCGUAGUUGAACGGUGAGGUCUAAAAAAGCCAGGAAAAAAAUUUUUCUGUGGGAUAUGUCGGCGUAUCUAUGACUAAUUAAACUUAUAAAUCUUUUAGGAACAAAAAAAUGAAAAAAAAAAACAAAAAAAUUUUUCUGAAAAUUUUCUCACUCCAGCCCAUGCUCAUACAUGAAAAAUCUCGAAAAAUUCGAUGAAAAAAAUUUUUGACGAAAAUAAUUCUAGAUGUUCGAAUAGGCUAAAAACGAAGAUUUUUCAUGUUUAUACGCCUCAAAACUCAAAAUAGGAGCCCUUAAACGAAAUCAUAGAAAAUAGAAAAAAAUGCAAAAAAAAGUUUGCACAGAGUGGGCACCGAACCUAUGACCUCGUGAUCCCCAGUCCGCCGCCUUACCACUGCUCCUUGCUGCCGUUGCUUCGACGGUCGCCGGAUCGCAAUAGGACACCGCGCUCGCAAGCUCUUGUGUGA